Molecule: messenger RNA, 3327 nt
Organism: Anthonomus grandis grandis
Lineage: Eukaryota; Metazoa; Arthropoda; Insecta; Coleoptera; Curculionidae
Gene: ema
Product: protein CLEC16A homolog
Exons: 15
Coding region: 230-3193 (987 amino acids)
Biological process (GO): regulation of autophagosome maturation; endosome to lysosome transport; endosomal transport
Cellular component (GO): late endosome; endolysosome membrane
Source: RefSeq, a predicted model, not a curated record
UGUCAGACACAGCUACAAAGUUCUGUUAUAUUUAUUGAUAUUUUUUUUACCCAAUAAACUAAAUUUUUAAUAAUAAAGAAAAAUAGUUGAAUUAUCAACGCGUCAUUUAUGAGGCACGUUUGAUGCCCCAUGCGUGGACGCGUAUAUUAAUUAAAUACAUCUGUGAUGCCAUGUAAUUUAAACAGGUCCUCACCACUUAUCCUUGUAAAAGUGGGUCUUAGUUUCCGAGAUGUUUCGUAGCAGAAGUUGGUUUGGGGGCGGGUGGGGUCGCCCCAAAAAUCCCCACUCGCUGGAACAUCUCAAAUACUUGUACAAUGUCCUAUCUAGGAACCAAACGGUGUCUGAGAGUAAUCGAGGAUUACUUGUCGAGACGUUGAGGUCCAUUGCGGAAAUUUUGAUUUGGGGAGAUCAAAAUGAUUCUUCUGUUUUUGAUUUUUUUCUGGAAAAAAACAUGUUGUCCUUCUUCCUAAGGAUAAUGAGACAAAGAUGCGGCGGCUCAAACUAUGUAUGUGUUCAACUGUUACAAACCUUAAACAUUUUGUUUGAAAAUAUUCGAAAUGAAACGUCUUUAUACUAUUUGUUAUCGAACAACCAUGUUAACUCAAUAAUAGUACAUAAGUUUGACUUCUCGGACGAGGAAGUGAUGGCCUAUUACAUUUCAUUUUUAAAAACCUUGAGCCUGAAGCUCAACGCUCAUACAAUCCAUUUUUUCUACAAUGAGCACACAAAUGAUUUCCCUUUAUACACAGAAGCGAUAAAAUUCUUCAAUCAUCCAGAAUCGAUGGUACGCAUAGCGGUGCGUACUUUAACAUUAAACGUGUACAAAGUCGAGGAUGCCAGUAUGUUGGCUUUUAUACGCGAUAGAACUGCCGCGCCAUAUUUUUCAAAUAUCGUUUGGUUUAUUGGGAAACAUAUCCAGGAACUGGACGCUUGUGUGAGAAAUGAAGCUGAUCAUAGCUCUCAAAAUAGACUGGCGGAUCUUGUGGCUGAACAUCUGGAUCAUUUGCACUAUCUUAAUGACAUUUUAUGCCUUAAUAUAACUGAUUUAAAUCACGUUUUGACCGAUCAUUUACUGCAUAAGCUUCUUAUACCUUUGUAUAUUUAUUCGUUGGCGGCUCUACGGAGGAAAUCGUCGAUUCCGGAGGGGGUAAAUCAAACUGUGGCAAAAAUUCUUAGUAAAAGCUCCACAGGUCCGGACUCGCCAAGACUACAAGACCCCACUUCCGGUAGGGUCUCGUGCGUUGUGGCCCUAUUUUUACUAUCCCAAGUCUUUUUGAUCAUUUCCCACUCGCCGUUAGUACAAACGCUCGCCUGGAUCAUCUUGAAAACCGACCGGACAGUAUUUGAAAAAGGUGUGAACAAACUCUUAGAGCACUACGAGAUGGAGAAAAAACAACUCGAGGAGAGCUUGAGCGACGAGGCGAGUGCCAGUUCCAUCGUCGAAGAUUUACGAAACAUCACCGACGAGGAAAAGGAGAAAUUGGCGAAAAACCCUUCGGAAAAUGUCGCGUCGGAAAAGCCGUUUUUGGAGACGGUGUACAGUGCUUUGGACUGUUCGGAAAACGAUUAUGCGGCCCUGUUAGCUCUGUGUUUGUUGUUCGCUAUGGCAAACAAUAAAGGUGUCACAUCAGAGUUAAUAGGGCAAGUACUAAAACCAAAAAAGUCCUUCAUACUAAAAUCUUCGACCAAGGACGUUAAGUAUUCAUAUAACGUGCCUCUUGUAGAAAAACUGCUUGUUAUAAUUACCUUGGCUUGUCAGCCUACUUGUAGGGUAAGAUUGGUGACCUUAGAAGUAGCCCUAAAACUUCUCCUGCAGCUGGUAAUAUGCGACGGUAAAAAUAUCCUAUUGGACCCGCACAGGGCCACGAUAGAAUCUACUAAAUCCCAAAGUAUGGCACUGCUAAGGAACUUUUAUAAAAGUGAAGAGAUAUUUUUAGAUAUGUUCGAACACGAAUACUGUGAUAUGUCAAAAUCCUGUUUGAAUGUCGAGUGGUUAUGCAUGGAUAGUGCAAUUUUAUUGCCGCCUACAGGCACGCCCAUGACUGGGAUCGAUUUUGUUAAAAGACUACCAUGCGGUGAGAGCGAAAAAGCGAGAAGAGCCAUCCGCUUAUUCUUUCUAAUGCGUAACACCGUUCUAACCUUAAACGGCGAGAUCGAGUCUCAACUUCCGCUAACCAAUCCCCAGAGCUGCGUACAAAUCGAACAGGCGCUGGACUUGAGUAUAUCUCGUUAUAACUCCGAUCUGAUCGCCUGUACCGUUUUAUACAAAGACGGCACCAAAAUGAGGCGAUUUUUGGUUAUCGACGUUAUGCAGCUAAUACUAGUCGAGCCAGAUAAUAAACGGUUAGGUUGGGGUGUUGCCAAAUUAGUAGGUUUCCUGCAAGACAUCGAGGUCACCGGUGACAAGGACGACUCUAGAUGUCUGCACAUCACCAUACACCGUCCGAUUUCGGGAGUGGCCACUAAUCGUAUACCGUUAUUAAGUGCGAAAUUUCUUUUCGACGAUAAUAUAAGGUGUAUGGCGGCCAAACAAAGAUUGACAAAGGGUCGUAUAAAGGCGCGACAAAAGAAAAUGCAGCACAUAGCGCGCUUAUUGGAAAUCCCCGGACAGUCAGGGCCGCCGAGUCCCGCCUUUACCGGACAAGGGUUGUACGGGUGCCGAAUCGGGGGUCGGAAUGUCCGUGAAACUCGGACGUUAUUUAAUGCGGGCCGGGUGCCGGGAUUCGCGGCACCGAAGCGCGAGAUCAGUCCAGGAGUGAUUCAUAAGACGGACGAGUCAAGAAGGCACCGGGAAGCGGAUAGUCCGAACCGACUCUCCAACUUAAGAAAAGAGACAAAACCGCCAGAUUCACGGUCCAGGGACAGUUCGUCCGGUAGAACGAAAUCGCGAGACGGUUCUCCCAGGAUGCCACGUCCACGUUCCGAAGAAAUCCCGUUGGAAUUAAUGAAGAAAUCGACCGGGUCGAUUAUCGAUAUGGCACCGAAAAUUAGCAUUUUACCGCGACCGCAGACUCCUCGCGUAACGGAUCCGGAACCCAUUACUACUACUAGUAGCGGCAGUGACAUUUCCACUUUCGUCAAUCACGAGCAGAAGGAGCAACGGGGAAAAAGUGAGAUAGAAAGUCAACCCGUAAGUAGAUCGAAAGAGACGUCGUUUAUUGGGGAGCGAGAGGAUAAAGUUGAAACUGUAUAGGUUAUGUUUAUAAAAGUUUAUUUAUUAUGAUAUAGGUAGAUUUUUUUUUAGAUUUAAUGGAUUUGUUGUUGGUAAUAAUUGUAACGAAGUACCUUUUAAUAUUACUGAAUGUAUAAUAAAAUUAUGAUAUGUAA